AUGAAAUUGUUCAUAAAUUGUGUAUUAUUUCUAAUCGAGUUACAUGACCUAACACCGGAUAAAUUAAAUAAUACCAAAAAUGCCGAAAUCGAUUUGAUAUUCUUUAAUCGUGUACCCAAAGUGGGUAGUCAAACAAUGAUGGAACUGUUAAAACAAUUGGCAAAACGUAACGGUUUCACGGCAACGCGUGACAAGGCUAGCAGUACGGAGACGAUAAUGUUAACACCCAGUUUUGAAGAGAAUUUAGUUGAGGAAAUCUUAAAUGUGGAAAGACCAGCAUCGUAUUCUAAACAUGUUGCCUAUAUUGAUUUCGAAGAAUUGGAUUAUCCCGAACCGAUAUACAUAAAUAUGGUGCGCAAUCCAAUUGAACGAAUUAUUUCAUGGUUCUAUUACAUUCGUGCUCCCUGGUAUAUUGCUGAACGUACGAAACUAUUUCCCAAACAAUACCAGCUGCCCAGUGUUCAAUGGUUGAAAAAAGAUUUUUCGGAAUGUGUUUUGAAACGCGACCCGGAGUGUGUUUAUGAGCCCAAUGAACGUCGCGGUUUGGGUGAUCAUCGUCGUCAAACAUUGUUCUUUUGUGGCCAGGAUGCUCAAUUGUGCAUGCCCUUCGAUAAUUAUCAAGCCAUGCAAAGGGCCAAACAUCAUGUUGAAACGAAAUAUGCUGUUGUGGGUUCCUGGGAGGAUACCAAUGUAACACUGACCGUUUUAGAACAUUAUAUACCUCGAUUCUUUACCGGUGCUGCUGAUGAAUAUUAUAAAUCUGCCAAUUUACGCAAAACAAAUCGUAAUUCUUUCCGUCCCUCGGUUACCGAAGAAGCUCGCCAGCGACAAGCUCGUCAUAUUGAUCGUCAAUUAGAUGAACAUGAACUUGAUAAUCCACAAAUAAUCGAAGUCACAAAUAAUCGACCGCACAAUCAUCGCAAUCAUCAUCGUCAGCAUAACAAAAGUAAACGUUUGGAAUUGCAAUUGCCAUUAAAAACGAAUGGUAAUGCCAAACAUGGCAAGCAUGGCCAUAAAGGUGGAAAGCAUCAUGAUGAUGAUGGCGAUGAAGAAGAGUACGAUGACGAGGAUGAGGAAGAUGAUGACGACGAUCAUGUUCAUGGCAAACAUGGCCGUAAAGAAGAUGUUGAUGAUGAUGAAUAUGAAUACGACGAUGAUGAGUUAUAUUCCGCUGAUGCCUUAAAUAAUACCAAAAAAGCCGAAGUCGAUGUCGUCUUUUUCAAUCGUGUUCCCAAAGUUGGAAGCCAAUCGUUAAUGGAAUUAAUGCAACGCUUGGGUAAGGUCAAUCAUUUUGUACACUCCCGUGAUGUGGGUAAGCCGCAUGAGACCAUUUUGCUGCCACCACCCAAGCAAAAGGAAUUGAUCCAUGAAAUCUAUAAUCUAACACGACCACGCAUCUAUAGCCAGCACAUUGCCUAUAUCAAUUUUACGCAACAUCAUAUGCCUCGGCCGAUUUACAUCAAUUUGAUUAGAGAUCCCAUUGAACGCAUCCGCUCAUGGCAUUAUUAUGUACGUGCCGAAUGGUAUUAUCGCGAUCUGAAAGCCAAAUUGGGCGACAGGGCGCCAAAAAUGCCACCCAAGGAAUUUAUGGAAAUGGAUUUGGAUACAUGUGUCAAGACGGGCAAUAUCCAUUGUCAAUUCAAUCAAAUGCAGGUUAAAAACCCGGCUGGAGAUCAUCGUCGCCAAACAUUGUUCUUCUGCGGGCAAAAUAAGAAAUUGUGCAUGCCCUUCAACUCCAAAGCUGCCAUGCAAAAAGCCAAACGUACUGUCGAAGAAGAUUAUGCUGUGGUGGGUACCUGGGAAGAUACCAAUAUUACUUUGUCGGUUUUGGAACAUUAUAUACCGCGAUUCUUUAGGAAUGCCAAAACUCUUUAUUAUGAGGGCAAAGACCGUCUCUCUCGUGUCAAUAGGAAUAAUGUCACACGUCCCAUUAGCGAAGAGACCCGCAUGAUUUUGAGUAAAAAUUUGACUCAUGAAAUUGAAUUCUAUGAAUUCUGCAAGCAGCGUUUGUAUUUGCAAUAUAAUGCCAUCAGUGAUGGUAAAUCUUUGGAUAAUGACGAUUAUAUGCUAAUACCCGAUGACGAAUACGACAAUGAGGAAGAAGAGGAGUAA
Musca vetustissima is the source of this 2112-nucleotide messenger RNA. Its product is annotated as heparan sulfate 2-O-sulfotransferase pipe-like. NCBI's taxonomy places the organism in Eukaryota, Metazoa, Arthropoda, Insecta, Diptera, Muscidae. The coding region runs from base 1 to 2112 and encodes 703 amino acids. Gene Ontology annotation, molecular function: sulfotransferase activity. The record is from RefSeq and is a predicted model, not a curated record. Gene Ontology annotation, cellular component: membrane. The transcript has 8 exons.